GACUUUCGAUUCCUGGCUUCAGUCAUAGUCGUCGGUGUGUUUGUCUUCGUUCUUUUUAUCUCUAGCAAGUCGCACCUACCAUGGAAUACAUUCAACUAUCACUUUUGUGAUUCCAACUGUUGGAACCUAAAAUUUGUAAUAAGUACCUGCUUCUCCUAGAGACGGAUAAUAUCAUCAAGCCAGCCUGCAGCGCAUAGACUGUUGUUGAAACCUUAAUCGUGACAUUAUUAUCAAAUUAGCAUCAUGGCUCCUACUCUUUUGAGAAAAAUGUCCGUAGCUUUCAGGGAUCUAGCAGCCACUGUAAAUCAAGGGAUGGAAAUGGAAGUGAGACCUUUUGCGCAAGCAUGCUCUUAUAUUGCCUCUCUCGUCGAACACUUAGGUCCACAUUUCAGAUUUGCAGUAGCUGAUUUUGCUCCUAAAGUUGCUAAUAUAAAUGCAGCGUCAGAAUCGUUUCGUUCAUUAAAAUCAAUGCUGGAGGCAGACAUUGAACGAAACAAUGUCCAGAAUCCUGGAAGUCCAUCGAGAAAUCUUCUCAGACUCAAGAGAGUUAUUGAGGUUCUGAAAGUUUUGUUUGAGAUGAUUUUAGAUACAGAUUUCGAUGAUCAGGGAGAUAAUUCAAUGGACUCCCAAGGAUGGGAAGCUUACUCAAUAGUUUUUGGUAAACAACAUGAACCUGGCUUAAAGACUAAAGUAUUAAGAUUCCUACCCAAAAUUCCCUCCAAGGCGCAGUUCCUUGUUAACUUAGAGGAAAAUGUGGAAUCAUGCGCAGCUAAUCUGAGAACCAUUGUUGAGGCAGCACCUGUUAUCACCAAUAACAUUAAUGGAUUAUACAAUUCAAUGGGACUCGAUUUAAACCUGUGAAAAUUUAAGUGGGAGACAACAUUUCAACGACCCUCUUACGAUAUUAUCAAUGCUGUUUUAUGUAUCGUUGAUUAAAUAUUGGAUAAUUACGUCAUCUAAGUACUGCUUUUCAGUAUGUGCCUUGGUUGCUUCUUGAGUGUGUUUGUGGACUUUUUUUUGGUAUUGCGUUUGUUGUAUGUCGUCGUUGAUUAUCUUUUCAUUAUGCUUCUAUUUCCGUUGCU
Messenger RNA from Papaver somniferum (opium poppy), 1082 nucleotides. RefSeq names its product accelerated cell death 11-like. Gene Ontology annotation, cellular component: cytoplasm; membrane; cytosol. The coding region runs from base 244 to 861 and encodes 205 amino acids. The record is from RefSeq and is a predicted model, not a curated record. The transcript is spliced from 4 exons. Gene Ontology annotation, molecular function: ceramide 1-phosphate binding; ceramide 1-phosphate transfer activity. NCBI's taxonomy places the organism in Eukaryota, Viridiplantae, Streptophyta, Magnoliopsida, Ranunculales, Papaveraceae. Gene Ontology annotation, biological process: intermembrane lipid transfer; ceramide transport.